Messenger RNA from Hyposmocoma kahamanoa, 4023 nucleotides. It is a transcript of the gene cyc, whose product is annotated as protein cycle. The record is from RefSeq and is a predicted model, not a curated record. The transcript is spliced from 13 exons. Lineage: Eukaryota; Metazoa; Arthropoda; Insecta; Lepidoptera; Cosmopterigidae. Gene Ontology annotation, cellular component: nucleus; aryl hydrocarbon receptor complex; cytoplasm. Gene Ontology annotation, molecular function: protein dimerization activity; DNA-binding transcription factor activity, RNA polymerase II-specific; RNA polymerase II cis-regulatory region sequence-specific DNA binding. Bases 190 to 2277 code for a protein of 695 amino acids. Gene Ontology annotation, biological process: regulation of transcription by RNA polymerase II.
CGUACCGAAUUAAAGUGUGCCUCGCCAUCCAAUCGUAGAGCAAGUGUUUAUAGACCUGCAAAUAAGUGCAAUACUUCGUGAAGUUUCCAUGCGUUGUACCACUGAAUGGACAAUUACCUUAACGUAUCUAGUACAUCAAAUGAUGCUCAGUAAAGAAACUGGCCGCCGACGCCGAAGUUAGCACGAGUCAUGACGCGCUUCAGACAUAUCAGAGCGAACCCGAGCGCGGCACAGGCGUAUGAGUUGACUUCGAGCGCUGGCGGCGGUUGCGGCGACACGGCGGGCACGCUCGCCAACCACGGGCCGCAGCCGCCGCUUACCCUCGGCUCGCACUCCCCACAGGACCCUCGCAAGAGAAAAGGACCACACUUCAAUGCGAGUUCAGAAUUCGAGAUGUCGAGCUGCGACGCCUCUCUACCAACUCCUUCAGCCAUGCAACACACGGUUCCUGCAGGCACCACUCGCAGUAGGAAAACUUCGUCUUAUGGCACGGCAAGCGCUUACGAUGACGACGACGGGGACGACACCAGAUCCACACGCACAGCACCUGAUAAAAAGCAAAACCACAGCGAGAUUGAAAAGCGACGUCGAGAUAAAAUGAACACAUACAUUUUAGAGCUUAGUUCUAUGAUACCAAUGUGCGGGGCCAUGGCUCGAAAAUUGGACAAGUUGACCGUGCUCCGCAUGGCAGUGCAGCAUUUGCGUUCUGUGCGGGGCGCCCUCUCUGCGUGCCCUCUCACCGCUAGACCCCGGCCCUCUUUCCUCUCCGAGCGUGAACUGAACUCACUCAUCCUACAAGCGGCCCACGACUGCUUCCUUCUGGUCGUAGGCUGCGACAGAGGCAGAUUACUCUAUGUUUCAGCGUCAGUCAAGCGAAUGCUGCAUUAUGAUCAGUCUGAACUCCUGGGCCAGAGUCUGUUCGACAUCUUGCACCCAAAAGACGUCGCCAAAGUAAAAGAACAGCUAUCGUCGUCGGAUCUUAGUCCCCGGGAACGGCUCAUCGAUAUCAAGACGAUGAUGCCCGUAAAAGCGGACGUAGUAGCUGGUGCGUCUAGGUUGUGCCCGGGCGCACGCCGAUCUUUCUUUUGCCGCAUUAAGUGCAAGGCAUCACCUGAAGUAGCAGCAGUCAACACCGCAGCUACCCCAGUCAAGGAAGAGUCCGAACCGCAUGCUAAGCUGAGGAAGAAACAGCCGCAGGAAAAAAGAUACUGUGUUGUACAGUGUACAGGGUAUUUGAAAUCAUGGGCCCCUGCAGAGAUGUCAGAAGAGGGUGUAAACACAGCCGAUGGCGGCGAGGAAGGCGAUACAUGUAACCUGUCGUGUUUGGUGGCAGUGGGGCGUGCGCUAUCCGAUCUGGCGCCACAACCCACUGCACAACCCGUCGCAGCUGUCGGGCCCAUCACUAGGCACCUGCAAUACGUGUCCAGACACGCUACUGACGGAAAAUUCUUAUUCGUCGACCAGAGAGUGACGCUAGCACUAGGGUUCCUGCCGCAAGAACUACUAGGCACGAGCCUUUACGAGUACGUGAGUGGCCCUGACCUGGGUACUGUAGCGCGUACGCACAAGCAAGCACUACUGCGCAGGGACGCAAUGCAUACGCCGCCGUACGGGUUUCGUCGCAAGGAUGGCCUCAUCGCCAGGAUUCAGACGCAUUUUAAGCCUUUCAGGAAUCCGUGGACGAAGGACGUGGAGUGCUUGGUGGCGAACAAUACGAUCUUGACAGAUGCGCAUACGCCGCACACGCACGACGCAUCACUGGCCUCUUUCGAGAUGUUCAAGCAGAACACAUUGCCUUCGAUCGCACCGAGCCCCAGUGACUUUAGUGGAGUUUCAGACGCGGACCUGGAAAUGCAGCGGCUAAUCGACUCGCAAGUUGAGUCCCACAAAAUAGGAAGCGCUAUUGCAGAUGAAGCCCUAAGAAGAUCUUCUUCAGAAAUAUCACUUGACCUCCCGACUGAUCUGUUGCAAGAUGCUGUUUUCAAUCAACAGUCAACGCUUGUGGACAAUAUCCUCGGCGUAGACGCAGCCGGGUACAGCCAUGUGCGGAACAACGUCCCGCUCAGUGCUGCCGGCGGGCAGAGCUCGCCGCCGCUCGCCGGCAGCGGCGACACACUUGGCGCCGUCACCCCGCCGUCUGUCUCGCCGCCUCUCCCGCCGCUUGGGCUCGACGGCAACGGUGAAGCCGCCAUGGCCGUCAUCAUGAGCUUGCUAGAAGCAGACGCCGGUCUCGGGGGACCCGUUAACUUUUCUGGAUUGCCUUGGCCACUACCAUGACGUCUGGACUUGCCGUACCUUACUUAAAUUAUUUAGGAUUGGAUCUAACAGUAAAAAAACACUAAUUUUGUACCAGUAUCUAUCUAAUAAAUAUAUUUUUGAAUAUUUAUUGCAAAAAAUGCGCUGUUUUAGAAUUAAUAAUGAAUUAUAUGUACGUCACUACGGUCACUACGAAUUCCUUGGUUUGGCGGCAAUAUGCAUUCCUACUGCGUGGAUGUUACUGAGGUGUUUCUCUGUUAAUUUUAUUAUGGUACAUAUUAAAUAACUUGUAGAAUGCCUAGUCCCAAUUGUAAUUGAUAUGUGUAAAUGCAAGGCCUUUUUCUAGCUUAUUAUACAAGAUCACCUCAUUGAUGAUUUUUACUUGCUGUUUACUGUUUUAUUUAGAUACAUUACUUAUAUUAAUACAUUAGAAAAAUUGGGUUUAAACGAUGGGUCUGGUUUAGGCUAUCACAUAAGUGUAUAUAGGGUAAGUUGGAAUUUGUACGUUAAUAGUGCAAGAGGUUUAAGAGUAAUUGUUAUAGCCAUGUUUUCGAUUAACACUCGAGUUAUUUGUAAAUACAACAAUUGGUGGAAUCACUACCGCGUGCUAAGAACCUAGCACAUAGAAUUAUUAUACAUGCAUAAUUACUAUAGUUCUACAUGUGUUUUCGCUGUUGUGACGAUGUUUUAGCUUCUUAUAAAUAAGAGGCUUAGGAUUAGUUAUAAGUAUUUAUAAUGUUCAUUUUUGGUUCCAUUUAAUUUUCAAAAGAAUGCUCGUUUUAUAAAAGUGACCUUGUGACAUGCGACUGUUUUUGGCUUAAAUUUUAAUAUAAGUUUAAGAAUGAGUUUAUUAGGUCAAAUUAUAAUAUUUAGAAACAACUAAUCCGAUGGCAAGAAACGUCUUUUUUCGAAGUCUAUUAAAUAUAAUUUUAUGAAAUAGAUACAUAUAAUAAUUUUUAUAGACAAGUGUGCAAUGAAAUAAAUUCGUAUUAAGUAUUAUUUCUUUAUAUUUAAGUUAGUUAAAGUUCGUCUGUUAUCUAAAAGAGUUUAUUUAUUACUGUAGUACCGGUUUAAAUUAAGGUAACUGAUUUUAUAAAGUAGUCCGAUACAAAAGAAUACGCUGACGGGCAAUAUGCGGUGUGAACUGAACAAGGACAACUGUAAAAUUUGAAACAACCAGAGAUGGGUUAAAACCCAAACAACCCGCCCAGGUUUUAACCCAUUUCUGCCUAAAAUCGUAGACGGAGACAUACGCGUAAAAUAAUACGGAAUUUGGUAUAAUUCCAUACUUGUUGCAAAUUUCGAAGCAUAGAAUAUUUAUUAGACGAAACAGUCCUCCACUCCACACAACAACCACAUUGCUAUAAUCACGAUUAGAUUUUUAUGAAAAUCGAUUCUAGUGUAUACGAUAACAAGUCUUUGUAUCGAUGAAUUUCAAUGUGAUUUUCCAAUAGAAAGGCAAAAUAGGUAACCAAGCAAUAAACAUUUUGUAGUAAUAUCAUUACAUUUGAAGUAAACUCGAUUUACAAAUAUUUAGUUGGAAAUAGUUUUUGCCUUCGAAUUCGAGCGUUAAUGCGUUUCAACCCGGCUGCUUGCCUAUCUCUGGAAACAACACAAUAAUGUUGUGAUUUGUCAAUUACGACAUUUAAGUAUUCUGCACCUCUGACUAAAAUAGUCAUAAUAAAUGUAUUAUAUGUGUAGCUUGAGUCAAAAAUAAACCCUUCAAAUGAAGUUAUGACUGUAAUUUUACCCACUAAGCAACGCACC